Messenger RNA from Parastagonospora nodorum SN15, 144 nucleotides. RefSeq lists its product as hypothetical. NCBI's taxonomy places the organism in Eukaryota, Fungi, Ascomycota, Dothideomycetes, Pleosporales, Phaeosphaeriaceae. The transcript is spliced from 2 exons. Bases 1 to 144 code for a protein of 47 amino acids. The record is from RefSeq and is a predicted model, not a curated record.
AUGUCAUCCCUCCAAUACUUCGACUACGAAGGUUUUGGCGAGCGAUCCAAGCAGAAUCUCAACUACAGCCAGGCCGUCCGACUACCCAACACUAUACACAUAUCCGGCCAAGGUGAAGGGGCUGUUCAGGGAUAUGAGGAUUGA